AGACUGUCAUGGAGAGGGAGGCGGCGGCAGCGGCGGCGCAGGGAGGCGCUUUGGUCCACUUCCAGGGCCCGCACUGCCAUUCCUGAACCGGUCCCCGGACCCCGUGACUGUGGCAUCAGAAAGCUAACUGUUAGGCAAGAGGAGGCAGCAGUCAGAACCCUAUCCCCUUCUUCCCGGGCGGGGGCCGGGCCGGGCCGGCCUGCCUGCCGAGAUGGAUGACAGUAAGGUGGGUGGAGGCAAAGUAAAGAAGCCUGGCAAACGUGGUCGGAAGCCAGCCAAAAUUGACUUGAAAGCAAAACUUGAGAGAAGCCGGCAAAGUGCGAGAGAAUGCCGAGCCAGAAAAAAGCUGAGAUACCAGUAUUUGGAAGAGUUGGUAUCCAGUCGGGAAAGAGCCAUAUGUGCCCUCAGAGAGGAACUGGAAAUGUACAAGCAGUGGUGCAUGGCAAUGGACCAAGGAAAAAUUCCUUCUGAAAUUAAGGCCCUCCUUACUGGAGAAGAGCAGAACAAAUCUCAACAGAACUCAACCAGGCAUAGCAAACCUGGGAAGCCAGAUGCUAACAGCAACUCCUGGUGAAGAUCAUAUGAAAUGAUGAAACAGUGAUGGAAGCCAAUAUUCUAAUUUCCAUGAAGGACGAACAGGCACUAUUAUGCUUCUUGGCAUCAUGUACUACCUACUGCUCAGUAGCUGUCUCUGAAAAUCUGCAGUUUCUACCAAACUGUGUGAUCAUAGGUCACAAGAGAUCUUGCUUUAACUUUCAGCACUUAGAAACUUUACAUUCAGACCUAUUCUGUAAUACUGUCCAUGACAUAUAACAUAUGUGGUGAGGCUUGAAAGCACAGCAGUAGAGAAAAACGGAUAAAGAUUGUAUUUUUGCACCUUAACUUCACGUAACUUUAUUGGUUAAUUUAUAUUCUUAACAUGUAAUUCAUGUAAUUGUAUGUGUAUAUGUGUUUAGGUGUCUCCUCCUUUCAUGUUUUUGGUUGCCCUACAAAGAGAAACCAAAUGGGCUGAUUACUGACUGUAAAUUCUCAGCCUUUAUGGACCUAAUAUUAUUUGUUUGUAUUUACUUAAGUAAUGUUUAUUUUCUGCAUGAACCUUGAUUUCUCCUGUGAGCCAUUCCAGCAUAAGCUGUGAAUAUGUAUUAACAAAUAUGUACAUUUCUAUUUUUUUAAUCCGUAGCGAAAUGCCUGUUUUAAAAAAUGUACGUUACCAAAAUCCAUUAAGAAAACCCUCAAGACAGCCUCUACAUAAAACUUAUUGCUGUCUUCUUAUUCAACUAUAUUUAUAAAAGUUUGCUAGGGCCAAAUCCAUACUUGUAGAAUAAUUAGUCAGAUUUUGUUUUUAAGCAAGAAGUAACCUUUCAGGCAUUUCAACAGCAUACAUCACAUUGACAGCCUACAGUAUGUGUGUACGUACCUGUGUGUUUCUGUUGUAUAUUUAUAUAUGUAUAUGGGGAGGACAGGAGUGAAUGUUCACACACAUUUUCUUGUGUACUCUACUAGAUUGGAGAAUUUUUCUGAAGGAAAUAGGAUGAAACUAGCUGCUGAGAUUGAGUUUCUGCCUUGAGAUCUAGAGCAAAACAAAAGGGCAAAGCAAUGGACAGAACUAGUGGCUUUAGCCAUUAGCAGAUACUUGACGUCUUCCCUGACAUGGAUUUCCUUAUGAAUGUGUCCUAAACCUGAAAGAAACCCACUGCGGGUGCGCAUCUGGUUCAGCCUGUGCCUCCACUGUGGAGCUAGGUAUUGGCUUUGGAGUUGUACACAGCCCUGCAGCUAGCGGGCCUCAGGGAGGUGUAGAAGGGCGAAGUAGUUCUUUGCAGUUCUCAUCACAGCUGCGUUUGCUGUCUACCCCCCACCAAGCAGACUGAUGGUUGAGGAACAAACAAAGCUCGUGUGAUACAGAUAGACCUGGGAAUAUUGUCAUUUCCCCAGUGAGAUGCUUUGUCACUCUCUCUUCCCUUUCCCAUAGUUAAAUCAGCAGUUGUGUUCUCUGUUGCUGCUAAAUUAUAAUUGUACUUCACUCUAAUGAAGCAAAUAUUUGGCUUCCAAACAGAUAUAGUUUGUUAUAAACUGGCAGUUAAGAGGAGGCACUGUAGUAUAGCUUGUCUGUGAGGUGGAACAUGAGAUGGACCACAUAGUUUAAGAUUAGAAGGGUUCUUCCCCCUUCUCUCAGGCCAUGCCUUUGAAUUAGGUGUCUCCUCAUCGCCCAAGUUCCUGAAGACCUCUUGUACUUCAGCUGCAGACUCAGAUCUGCAGGCUAGUUGAGUGUGACUUCUGAUCUGUCACUAGCCCAGCUUGUUGUUGAAUUGUUGAAUUUCUCUGUAUUUUGGAAGAUUGGGAGUUCAAGGGUAUUUAAUUAACGUCUUCUUAGGACCAUAAUUAUUGAUAUUCAGGCAUUCAGAAUUUAAAUGUUUUAAGUGUAGCUGUCCGGAUUGUUAUUGGGCAUGUUUUUGCCCCAUAGUCUACUCAAUUGUAUAUUUUUAUUUUGCAAAACAACCCAAGACUGACGUUAUGUUGCUUUGGUUCAAUACCUUUUGAAUUCCCCAGAAGAGUUCUUUUGAAAGCAAACAUUCCAAAAAGCGUGUGGCUCUUCAAUGGAAUGUUUCCAUUGUGCUUGAAGGGUUUCUUCUCUGGUUAUAAUUCUAAGUUACACAGUCAUUUGAGCUGCUUCUUUCUCCCCUCGUAUCCUUGCAAGAGCAAAGACUUUGUCCUCAAGUAGAGGAUAUGUAAUUUUGGGUGAAAAUAAGUUACAAUUUAUUUGUGUUUAUUCCUGAAUCUACCUGGUAUCUUGGAGUAGAUCAAACCAAGAGAAUGUUCGCUGGUUUUUAUAAGGAAUGUUAUGAUUGUUUUGGGUACUGACUGAACGCUUUGACCACUCCGAAGCAUGUUAAUGAAUAUCACUGAGACACAGCACACUGGAGCCCCUCGCUUAGCAGUGACGACAGCAAGGCAGCGAGAGACGCUGGGUGCUGAGGGAACCUAGGCUUUCAGAAGGGGCUGCCCUCUGACUCAUGUUUUCUUUUCCUUUUUUCCCCAAAGAAAGAAAGCAAACGGGUGGAAUAUGUUUGUGUAUUUAGAUCAUUCAUAGUCUGUUAUUAUUUUAGCAUCAACUUCCCAUGUUUUAGAGAAACUGAAUGUAAUAAAUCUGACCAGGUCAAGUUUUAGGAAGUUCUUAAAUUUUUUUCUAUUUUAUCUAAAAUCUUUCUGCUAUAUCUAAAUCAGAACUUUCUUCCUGCAGCAAAUUCAUAUCACUGUUUGCCAGCUAACUGGCAGGACUUAGCACCACCAUUUAGCAUUUUACUGUAUCAUCACUGAAUUCUGAUAAAUCUGAUUUGGUUAACUACAGAAAGUACUGGUUUAAGCUGGAUUCACCUUUAGUUAAAGGCAAAUAAAACUUUUUUAAAAAUGCUGUAUUUCACAAGAAAUCAAUUGCAUAUUACUAAUAACAUAUUUUGUUUUUAUAAAGGAGGAUUAUUAAACCACGUGGUAUUGGGGGCACUGAAAGAAUUUUUCUUUCUCUGAAAAGGAUUGUACAAUUAUAUUUUUAUGAAAAAUAAAAUGUCUUUUACCAGA
Messenger RNA from Chinchilla lanigera (long-tailed chinchilla), 3573 nucleotides. RefSeq names its product cAMP responsive element binding protein-like 2 (gene Crebl2). The transcript is spliced from 4 exons. The record is from RefSeq and is a predicted model, not a curated record. Gene Ontology annotation, molecular function: DNA-binding transcription factor activity. The coding region runs from base 212 to 574 and encodes 120 amino acids. Gene Ontology annotation, cellular component: nucleus. Gene Ontology annotation, biological process: regulation of DNA-templated transcription. Lineage: Eukaryota; Metazoa; Chordata; Mammalia; Rodentia; Chinchillidae.